CGGGCAUUCGGUGGGAUGCAGGACAGCAGCGGGAAGACAAACAUGCCUCAACUCAAUGGUGGCGGAGGGGAUGAUCUUGGGGCUAACGAUGAGAUGAUCCCGUUCAAGCAUGAAGGAGAGCAGGAUGAGAAGAUUCAAGAAAACUCUUUCACCGAAAGGGAUUUAGCGGAUCUUAAAUCGUCUCUGGUGAAUGAAUCGGAGAUAAAUCAGAGUCCAAACGUUCCUGCUCCAGGGGCGGUCAGACGGGGACAGCAAGGGGAUCAGAGAAUCUACUCGGACAAGCACAGAGAUCCCCUGGACGAAGUGUCAAAACACCAAGAUGGUGGCGUGUACAAGGCACCUACGUACUCCGGAUACCCAUUUCUGAUGCUGCCGGACGCUUAUCUCCCCAACGGCUCCAUGUCUCCAUCUUCCAACAAAGUAUCUGUGGUCCAACAGCCCCACGGGAUGCACCCCCUCACCCCACUACUGCCUUACAGCAACGACCACUUCAACCCCAGCCCCGCCCACCUGCCGGCAGACAUCAGCCAGAAGCCAGGAAUCCACCGGCACCAGUCCCAGGACCUUUCAGGAUUCUACUCCCUGCCCCCGGGCGGUGUAGGCCAGAUCCCCCCUUCCAUGGGCUGGCAGAGUCAGCCUGUCUAUCCCAUCUCCUCCUGUGGAUUCAGGCAGCCCUACUCCUCUGGUCUACCCAGCAGCUCUUCCUACUCCAGGUUUUCUCACUCCCUGAUGUUGGGCCCUUCAGGCAUGCACUCCACAGGGAUCCCACACCCUGCCAUAGUGCCCUCUACAGGCAAACACGAGCAUGACCAAUACGACCGGAACAUGUACUCCAAACCCCACCAGCAGGCAAAGCAAGAGAAGGAACCGAAGAAGCCAGUGAUUAAGAAGCCCCUGAAUGCCUUCAUGCUCUACAUGAAGGAGAUGCGAGCCAAGGUGAUCGCUGAGUGCACUCUGAAGGAGAGCGCCGCCAUCAACCAGAUCCUGGGCAGGAAGUGGCACGCCCUAACCAGGGAGGAGCAAGCCAAGUACUAUGAGCUGGCCAGGAAGGAACGGCAGCUACACAUGCAACUGUACCCCAGCUGGUCGGCCAGGGACAACUAUGUGAAACAGGGGAAAAAGAAGAGAAGGAAGAGGGAGAAGCAGCAGGACUCCAACUCAGGAGGAAAAAGAAAUGCAUUCGCUUCCUUCAAGGAGGACGCUGUUCCAGCCCCCAUUCUUCCGAUGGAAGUGCUAUAGACUCGCCCCCCGCCACCCACCACCCCCGUGCCCCCUUCCCCUCCCCACGACCCCCCGCUAACCGCCGCCAUUGCCCCCCGAGAACUCUUCCCAGCCUCACUCUCGCCCUCCGCACCGUCUACCAAAGUUGUGGCGGAGGCGCGGAAGAACUGUCCUAACCACUGCCGUCCCCCACGCGCUCCCACCCGCCCCUCUAGCCCUCCCCCGGGGGGCCCCCACCGCUCACCCAUGAUCCCGCCAUCCACUGCCCUUCCCCUCCAGUCCUGGAAGACGGAAAUCUGGCACGUUCCGGAACGCCGACGCCCGCCAGGAGCGCUUGCCGCGAACGAAGAAAACGUAUGGCAGUGACCAUCGCCGGCACGACGCCAACGCCACCGUUGCCCCUGCCGCCGGCCACUCUCCGCCACACCGCGUAACGCUUAAGUAGCAUUUAAUGACGCGUGGCUGCUUUGGCUGAUCAAUCUCAAACUAGCGUUUAUUGAGGCUCUAUCUAAUGGUGCUAGGUUCUCCUUUGUUAUAGGUGAGCUCAUGAUGACAAUGGAAAAGACGCCCCAUCAACCACUCUCAUUUUAACACGCUAAAUUCCUUAAAGGGGUUUUGUGCCAAAAAGACUUUUUUAUCGUGGAAAAUAUUUUACAAAUUUUUUGUUCCUUGCAUGUCGUGUUUGUUACCGAAGUACAUUUCAGGUUGCGUUCCAUAAAGUUUCUAGUCGUGGUUCUUUUUCGGAAAACAGCAGUCAAGUCCAGAACUCUUGUUAGGAGUCGUACUGCAAUUUAGCACUAAACCCACAAACCACCAAAAAAAAAACAAAAAAAAAAAAAAAAACUACAAAACGGUAUUUUUAAAAGCGUGUUUUUUGCAGAGGUAUAUUUAACGUAUACUUAAGUGCAUAGAAAAGGUUUAAUCUGGCUAAAUUUAGAGCAGAUAGUAAUUACAUGUGCUAAAAAAAUAUAUGAAAAAUAGCUUAUCUGAGCGUCAAUUUCGGUCUGGAUAUGCAAGGAUUUGUGCCAAGGUCACAUUUUGAAAAACGUUAAAAUAUACAGUGUCAAUAGCACUCUGCAGUGUGUAUUUUACUGAAUCUGAAAAUAAUUCCAGGAGACCAUCAGCAAAUCAUUCAAACGAUUUUACCAUUGAAAACGCAACUGCAGUUGACUGUUCUAUUUCGGCCCGUUGGUACAGGCCAGGCUUUCGUGGUUUGUGUUGGCACUUUGCAUUAUGGGUAAUUAAUGGGACCGUCACCCAGCUGGCCUGUUUCAUAGGAUGCGAUCGCUUCAGAGGAUGAUGAUGUACGAGCCAUUCAACAUGCGGCUUGUUUGGUGUCGUGGCAUCACCUCUGGAUGAGAUUCUGUGCUGGUACCUAGUCGCCACGAAGACUGAACCAUUAUCAUUAUCAAACUAAAAGAUUUGUGUGUACUGUACUUCAUUUUGUUGUAAAUCUUUUUAUAUAAAUGAACUCAUUAUAUAUAAAACUUUUAUAUGUUGUUUUGUAAAAAAGGAAAAUACAAAAAAUAUUGAGUAUUUUAAGAAGGAAGUACAUUUUUGUUUUAUUUGUUUGGCUAUGGAGGGAACUAAUUUGCAUUUGUAUUCUAAAGCUUCUAUUGUCCAUUUGACCCUGGGAUUCAAGCAGGCUGUAUCACUGGUUGUGACAGUUUGACAAUUUGUGUACGUACUAAACCGAAGAGCCAAAAACGAUGUGAGUGCAGUAGCUUGAUCCUGUCUAAGCUGACAAAAUCCGGUAGCCUGCUGUACGCUAAUGUGCAUUUGUAUUAGUUCCCAAAAAGCUGUAAUUUAAAAGAUGUCCAGCAGGUGGUGAUGAUGUAAUCUGUGAUCUGAUUGGAUAUGGGGUAUACAGGUGUGUAUGACACCAAAUGUUCUUUUGUAGAGGUGUAGACUGGUUUCUGUUUUUUUUUAUAUAUACCGCAGGUCUCUUCUUAGCUGUAAUUAAGCCCUUGCUUCACUAAAUUUCACAUCAAUGCAUGUGGAAGACAGUUACGCUUUUUUUUUUUAAACUGAUGUUGUGAACAUCAUGCAAUUUAUUAAAGUUUCUUUGAAUUUUGCAA
Molecule: messenger RNA, 3299 nt
Organism: Brienomyrus brachyistius
Lineage: Eukaryota; Metazoa; Chordata; Actinopteri; Osteoglossiformes; Mormyridae
Product: transcription factor 7-like 2
Exons: 12
Coding region: 16-1239 (407 amino acids)
Biological process (GO): canonical Wnt signaling pathway; regulation of transcription by RNA polymerase II
Cellular component (GO): beta-catenin-TCF complex
Molecular function (GO): RNA polymerase II cis-regulatory region sequence-specific DNA binding; DNA-binding transcription factor activity, RNA polymerase II-specific
Source: RefSeq, a predicted model, not a curated record